Molecule: messenger RNA, 3107 nt
Organism: Myripristis murdjan (pinecone soldierfish)
Lineage: Eukaryota; Metazoa; Chordata; Actinopteri; Holocentriformes; Holocentridae
Product: claudin-14-like
Exons: 3
Coding region: 1394-2164 (256 amino acids)
Cellular component (GO): membrane; bicellular tight junction
Molecular function (GO): structural molecule activity
Source: RefSeq, a predicted model, not a curated record
CUCCAACAUCUUGUAGAGAGCCUUCCCAGAAGAGUGGAAGCUGUUCCAGCUGCAAAGGGGGACCAACUCCAUAUUAAAGCCUAUGGAUUUAGAAUGGGAGGCCAGAAAACCUCCUGUAGGUGUAACGUGUAUUUACCUCUACCUGCUUUGUUAUCGUAUUCAAAUUAUCGAUGAUGUUUAUCAAAAAUCUCUGCAUCAGUAGAAACACCAGUGGCUAUCUCUACUAUGUCACAAUUUCGAGGUUUUCAGCUGAAGAUUUUGUGAUAUUUGAUUUUGUCCAUAUCACCCUGCCCUCGGUUGGUUCCUUCACUCAUUCAUUUCAUUAUUCAUGUUCACUGCCAGCAGAUCCCUUUGCAGUGAGCUGAGCUGGUUGAGACGGUAACAGCACCACCAGUCAGGCCGACGUCUCAUCUGCCUCUGAUUGGCCGCUGUGCUCUGCCUCUGGCUCCACAGUAACAUCGGCCCUGUUCAUCUGUCUGGAGCAAACAGCCAGCGCUGGAACUGCCUUUCACACUGACUUGACGUCCCUGAGUUUGGCAGGGGUAAUGAUGAUGAGGAUGAUGGUGAUAUGUAACACUGGACAGUGACAUAUCUGACAAAUCUGCUGUACACACACACACACACACACACACACACACACACACACACACACACAUAACUUUCACUUUUGUGGCAGAGAUGGAGGGAGCUGGUCAAGGUGGAAGAAAUGGCCCUGUGUUUCUGGAUCUCCUCCAAAUACAUCUUUUACUCUCACAGGCUGAAUGCACCAUCUGGACAUCUGCAGCUAUGGGCUCUGUAAUCCUGGUGUAACCUUGCUGGGGCGGCAAGGCACUUAACGAAUAGACUGCUGCGGUUUGCCCUCCAGAGGAGAACAUUAAACAGGUGAAGCUGAACGCAACUCUCAUUAGUUACAGAUGCAGUCAGCCGCCGCUCACCAGAGACUGGAGCCAGGGAACUGAAAGCUUCCACAGCUAUUGCCGCUGACACUCCAGAGACCCUUAAAGGAUGGCUCAGGCUCGGUGACUGGCUACAAGCUCAAUGGAAUUUACUGUGCUGCUGGGGAUCAUGGAGAUAAGAGGAAGACUCCAGUCUGUUCUCCAACCUGGGGGAUUAUAGCUCUGUUUUGCUUCUUUUUCAGGCGGCUGUUUGUGGUUGUACUUCAUAAUGUACUUUUAAUGUGUCAAUAAUUUUGGAUUGUGCGUUAAACCUGGAUCCAAAAUGUAACUGUGCUUCUGCUUGACGAGCCAGAUUGGUGCACUUUUGAAGAUGUUUUAAAUUCCUCCAAUUAAGUUCUUCACUGCAGAGAUUUCAAGUGGCACUAGUUUGGAUAGCACCGUGUGACCUUGUACCCUGCGCGUCGUGUGGCCGUCCCCCAAAAUAAAGUGAGCCAAUCAUGGCCAGCAUGGCUGUCCAGCUCCUCGGCUUCUUCCUGGGGCUGCUGGGGUUUCUGGGUACUGUAGUUGCAACAGUGCUCCCUCACUGGCGCAGUAUGGCCCACGUGGGCUCCAACAUCAUUACAGCCACUGCCUACAUGAAGGGCCUGUGGAUGGAGUGUGUAUGGCACAGCACGGGCAUCUACCAGUGUGAGCUGCACCGAUCUCUCCUGGCACUGCCUCCUGACCUGCAGGCUGCACGGGCACUAAUGGUGCUCUCCUGUAUCACCUCUACCCUGGCUGCCCUGGUGUCUGUGAUGGGGAUGAAGUGCACCCACUUUGCCAACGGUUCGUCUGUCAAGAUUGUGUUGGUGCUUAGCGGGGGGAUUUGCUUCCUCUGCGCUGGCCUGCUCUGCCUGGUCACAGUGUCCUGGACCACCAACGACGUCAUCCUGGACUUCUACGACCCCUUCCUCCACAGUGGGAUGAAGUACGAGAUCGGCCUGGCCGUCUAUGUGGGAUUUGCCUCAGCCUGCCUCAGUCUGACUGGAGGACUGGUGCUGUGCUGGAGCAGUGGCAGUGCCAUGGCAGCCAGGAAUCUCCUUCCUGUGCCGAGGAAUCAGCCGUCAUCACCUCCUCAUCCUCCCCACCCUCCUCAUCCUCCCCCCGUCUUCAGCACCAUCUAUCCCCCUGCUCCUCCUUACAAGUCCCCUGAGGCCCUGAGGGAUAACCGUGCCCCCUCAACUCUCUCCGUCUCCAGCAGUGGCUACAGGGUCAGUGACUACGUCUAGGAGGAGAGAGGAAUAUACUAACAGAGUAACAGUAAAAGAACAGUGACCAAAUAUGAAAACAUCAAAUGUCAGCUAAACAAUUCUCUGCCUUAUUUUUUCAAUAUCUCUGGGUAUUUUUUCAUGCCCUCUGUACCCAUAAUUCAAACAGUGAAAAAAUGGGAAAAGGAUAUUUUAAUGUCAAGGAGAAAGCGUACUGCAGGUGGGUAGAUGUUGCCCCAACGAAUAAGUGCUAUUUGUGGUAGUAUUACAAUACUUAUUUGGAAAAAGCACCUCAUUUUAUCAAAUUUGCAAGGGAACCGAUUUCACAUUCGCAAGGGUAUCACAACUUGCCAAAGUGUCGAAGUGUCAUUUGAAUUUUAUCAGGUUGGAGGUGAGUCAAGCAAAGCCUUGACCCGGAUUCUAUCAGCACAUAUGGUCUCCAAUUUCCAAAUUCCAGUUUAAAGUCAGUAAAGGCAGAGGAGGACUGUUUAGCUGAUGUAUGGGUGAAGAAAAACAGAAAAGUGGUGUAAAAACUAAAUACCAGAAGGUGGCAGUAUAUUCCUGCAAAUACCAACAAAACUGAGAGGAGAGACUAUUCUGCAUGACAAAUGCCACAAGACAUCUAGGGGACACUUGAUUUCUGCUGAUUAAUCAGUUUCAUCAUGCAUUACUUUGAAAAACCUUAACAUAUCUUUGUCCUUAUAUACGCUCUUGGUUUUUGGCUUGUUCUUGUCUACAAAAGGUCUGAAAAAUAGGCUUCUCUAUUUUUUUUUUUUUUUUAACAGAUCAAGUUAGUUAACCCUGCCAAGAGUUUUCUGCUGUAUGUAAUAGGAAUUACGGUUUCAGUAUGCUAUGCUGUAACAUUCAUAUCAACAGGUGACCAAACUGGGCUGAAACUUGGAAACUUAUAAUUUUGUAUAAUGUAAUAUAAUUUUUAAUUAAACUGAUGACGUUUGUACCUGUA